CUGGGAGGGGCGGGGCCUCCCGCGCAUGCGCAGUGGCGCGGCAAGGCGCUGCUGCCGUGUCCCCGCUGCGCGCGGGCGGAGUGCGCGUGCGCGGAACGGCGGCACCGGGAGCGGCACCGGGACGGGCUGGGGGCACCAUGGCCGUAGGCACGGGCACGUCGCUGGCGCUGUCGUCGCUGCUGUCGCUGCUGCUGUUCGCAGGGAUGCAGAUGUACAGCCGGCAGCUGGCCUCCACCGAGUGGCUCACCAUCCAGGGCGGGCUGCUGGGCUCGGCGCUCUUCGUCUUCUCCCUCACGGCCUUCAACAACCUGGAGAACCUCAUCUUUGGGAAGGGCUUCCAGGCCAAGAUAUUCCCUGAGAUCCUCACCUGCCUCCUGCUGGCCCUGUUUGCCUCUGGCCUCAUCCACAGGGUCUGUGUGACCACCUGCCUCAUCUUCUCUAUGGUGGGUCUCUACUACAUCAACAAGAUCUCCUCCACUCUCUACCAGUCCACAGCGCCCGUUGCUCCUCCUGCCAAGGCUGUUGGCAAGGGCAGGAAGAGAAAUUGAUGUCCUGCUGCCCCUUCCUGGGGCAGCCUCCUCCCUGUGGCCGAUCCAGGACUCCCCCCUGCCCAAUAAAGCCAUUUCUUUGUA
Messenger RNA from Haemorhous mexicanus (house finch), 632 nucleotides. It is a transcript of the gene KRTCAP2, whose product is annotated as keratinocyte associated protein 2. The transcript is spliced from 5 exons. The record is from RefSeq and is a predicted model, not a curated record. Bases 138 to 548 code for a protein of 136 amino acids. Lineage: Eukaryota; Metazoa; Chordata; Aves; Passeriformes; Fringillidae.